AUGUGCACCGGAACAUGCUCUCGUUGCAUUGCUGUGACUUUGUACCCACUGGCGCUCAUAUCCAUUAUUUGUAACAUAGUAUUGUUCUUUCCUGAUGGGGACAUCAAGUAUGCUAAAGAUGGACAUAUUACGGAGGAGGUGAAAUACAUGGGAGGACUUAUCGCUGGGGGAGUAAUGGUCUUGCUACCAGCACUUUAUAUCCAUCUGACAGGUAAACAAGGAUGCUGUGGAAAUCGCUGUGGUAUGUUCUUAUCUAUUGCAUUUGCUGCAGUGGGUGUGGCCGGCGCCUUGUACAGUUUGUGUGUGGCAGCACUUGGUUUGAAAAACGGCCCACUUUGUAAAGUCGUCCUGGUAUGGACAACGCCUUUCAAAGACAGGUAA
Molecule: messenger RNA, 381 nt
Organism: Nerophis lumbriciformis (worm pipefish)
Lineage: Eukaryota; Metazoa; Chordata; Actinopteri; Syngnathiformes; Syngnathidae
Source: RefSeq, a predicted model, not a curated record